Messenger RNA from Thermothelomyces thermophilus ATCC 42464, 2796 nucleotides. RefSeq lists its product as uncharacterized. Gene Ontology annotation, molecular function: protein binding. The transcript is spliced from 6 exons. NCBI's taxonomy places the organism in Eukaryota, Fungi, Ascomycota, Sordariomycetes, Sordariales, Chaetomiaceae. The coding region runs from base 212 to 2440 and encodes 742 amino acids. The record is from RefSeq and is a predicted model, not a curated record.
AUUGGUGGUACCAAAAUAGGAACGAUUCCUACAACUUCUCAAGGCGGAUGCUAUUGCUAACAUAUUUCAUCAUUUGUCUCUUUUCUUCGUUAUUAUCAUUUAGAGAAUUUCAUCCUCUUCUGUUACUUGCAGCCGAGCACCGCCGCGGGCAUCUCCGAUUUAAAUCGCCCAUUUCGAGGAACAUUGUCGCCCAAUUGACUUCAAAACAGUGAUGGCCGCUUCUGGGGCUCUCGUCCCCGGCGGCCAGCCCGAUCUCACUCUCGACGCAAAUCAGAAAAGGGACACCGAGAUCAAGGCAGCCCUCGCUCAAGGUCAAGAGCUUGCCAAGAAUGGCAAGUAUUCCAAAGCGCUCCGUGUCGUUGUGGAUGCUGUCAACCUGUGCCCGUGCGACCCAGCCGGCAAUGGGAAGCAACGGCAUGGAAAAGACAAGUCGUGCAACAUCUCACAAUGUAUGGCUGCCCUGAAGUCCAAUGACCCGGAUGCGCUUUACCAGGUCGCCAAGGGCCCUUGUUCGUGCGGCUACUCCUGGCCGUCCUGUUCUAUCCCCACACAUGCGGUGGCCCUUGACGCACUGGCAGACUGCCUCUUCAAGGCAGAGCAGCACACGGCUGCUCUGUCCACUGCGCUCGCUACCAUCCGCUUGGAUCCUACAUCGGCCGUGGGCUACUGCCGCGGAGCUAAGAUCCUCCGGCAUCUGCUCAAGAACGCGUCGAUUACACAAUCAAAACCGGCCGAGGCUCGUGUCGUCGCGCACAUCCUCAGCGGGGAUGACAGACUGCCCUCUAUCCUUGAUCUCCGCCGUCUUCUUGACCGUUUUAUUCAAGUCGGGCUAGACAUCACCAGCCGCUAUCGUCACAAACUGAAGGACAGCUACAAUGUCGUCCUCCAGCGCAUGGCUUACCACAUGAAAUGCGAGGUAGCACGCAGGGACCCGGUUAAGGAACUGCCCUCCGAAGUGCUAAGCAUGAUAUUCUCGCUGCUCGACACUACCACUUUGAUUCGGUGCCUUGGCGUCAACAAACAGUGGAAUCAACGCAUAACCCACGACAGCAGGCUCUGGGCGGAUCUGAGACUUAGCAGACCAGGCAGUCCUGGCCGCCAUUUUCCCGCCUUCCUGCAGAAGCACCAGCGCGAUAUCAAGAGCCUCGUCAUACACGACGUCUCGCGCUUCCAGCUCACGACGACCAAGAUCCACCAGAUUCUGCAGGGUCUACCUAGACUUGAGCGACUAUACCUCGACUCGGGGAAGCGUUACCCUAACCGAUCCGAGAUUCAUCUGCAGCUUCCCCGAGCGCCGACCCCCAGCUCUGCCCGCCUUACUCAGCUUUCCCUGGUCUCGUUCAACUUGGUAAAGCCCGUCAUGCAACUGCUUUCCUUCAGCUGGGACACCCUCACUGUGCUGAAUCUCGUGAAUGCGGGGCCAUUUGUUUCUCGGCAGUCAGCCGGGACUAGCAACCCCUUCGACGCCAUCCGCCUUGCCAAGCUGAAGAAACUGCGUAUCACCCAGGGAGACCCAACGGUGCCCUCGGGACAGCUGUCCUGGGAGGACAACAUCGAGAUGGAACCGAUCGUGAUGGCCACGCCAAACCUCGAGCAGUUCCACCUGGACGGCUUCCUCGCCUACUGGAGGCGAGGCGAGCCUAGAAUCGAAAAAGACGGCCAGUGGCUUUCCCUCCGCAAGCUUGUGCUCGGCUCCCUGCGGACCCCCGACGACACGACAAUCGAUGAUUGGAACACGCAUUUCCUUCCUCCUCUGCCGAGCACGAUGGAGUCAAUCGAGAUGCUCAAUGUCUCUCCCGAGAUCGCCCACAACGUCAUGUUUACCCUCAAGUUGAGCGACCCGGUCACGAACGACUGGGCCCCGCCUCACGAGGAAUACGAGGCUCGGCACUUCCCCAACCUCGAGGUGUUCCGCUGCAUAUCCGGGGUCUUGCAUCACGCCCUGCUGCAGCGCGUCCUCGAACCCUCAGCCAGGGCCGGCAAACUCAAGGUCCUCGAGCUGGCAGCCACAUCAGCUCCGGGCUUCUACCCUCGAACGCACCCCGCCGGCUCUCAGCUAGGCAGCGACUUCGUGCCGGCCAGGGACCUCCGCUCCCUCGCAUCCGAGAACCUCCACACCCUCGGCCUGCACGACUUCAACUUCUUCGACGACACGAGCAACCCGCACGCCUCCAUCUACGCUUUCUGCGGCGACCCCUUCAUCGACUGGCUCGACUGCUUCCCCAACCUUCACACCGUGGCCGUCUACCCGGGCAGGUGGGAGGGCGUGGCCUACUUCAUCGCGAAGUUGAUCCUCCACCCCAAGGUCAAGGUCAUCCACCAGGACUACCUGCGGGGCGUCCACUGGUACGAGGCACAGCAGCUAGCCAAGGAGCACGGCGUCGCCCUGCAUCACACGCCCAACCACCUCCCCGUCGGCUGGCCUAUGAUCGAGGACUGAGCUGCUUGCGCCCGCCCUGCCCGUCCUGGGGGGGUUGGCGAACACAGCUUGCCUCUCACCAUGAGAACGGGAAUACGACGAAACUAUAUUGGCAUUGGAGAGUGCGGACUCUGCUUGGCCGCGCUUUGUGGUUGGGAACGGGACACGGCAUAAGUUGCAUCACUGGCGUUUUCUUUACUUCUAUACUCCCCGUGCCCCUCUCAUCGGCUCUGGAGUACCGGCGAGCAGGUUAGCCUCCCCAUCUAGCACAUAACUUCGGGCUGGAGAGAUCAUGGUGAAGAUCAGAAAAAGAAAGCAACGCGGUGGCUUGGCAUUGUGUUUUUUCUAUGAACCGUGUUAAUGAUACCCAUACCUGG